Molecule: messenger RNA, 1674 nt
Organism: Mesocestoides corti
Lineage: Eukaryota; Metazoa; Platyhelminthes; Cestoda; Cyclophyllidea; Mesocestoididae
Source: the annotation of a GenBank genome assembly
AUGAUCACCAUUUCUUCAAUUAAAGAAACAAUACGGGAAGGAGCAUUCACCUGUGGUCCUGGGACCUCUGAGGUUGUAAUCGACACAGCGAUGUCCGGUACCUUUCACAGUCCAGGAUGGCAGGAACCCUACACGCCGGACACUCGAUGUCUCUUCCGAUUCAUGGCUCCACCUGGUCGAAAGGUGCUCAUUGAGUUCUCCUUCUUUCACGUAGAAGGCCUAUUUCCUUUUUGCCACAAGGACUUUCUCGACGUCUACACUGACCUUGCGUCGUCGCAGCCACAUAGUAAAAAAGAGGAGAUCCAUUUCCUGGCCUACCUUCAAGAAGCCCAGGAACAAAAGACCACCACCCCCUUCUCCGCACUUCUCUUUUCCUCAGUGCUUUCUCGGUCACAACUCCUGGGUCGAUUUUGUGGCUGGCACCGACACGGUGCAGAGAUCAUUCCCCAGCAUCUCGUCUCGGUUCAUCGCGAGCUAGUUCUCGACUUCUUUGCAGCUCCUUCAGCUAGUAAAGCGGGUGAGCUGGAGAACACCCACAGAAGGAGCAGAACAUAUGGAUUCAACGGAACCUUCAAAUUCAUUCCCGAUGAUCUUUAUUACCCAGGGAAGGUCGCAUCUAUUCCAGACAUUCCACCUCUACCGUCGGAAUUUAUCAACGAACACUACGAUUCAAAUCCUAUGCAGCUAGGCUCUAGUGAAUCCAUUUGCAAAUUCCUGAUUCAACCGAAAUCGGGAAUAGACAGCCAAAGGGGGGAAUUUGUCUCCCCAGCCUACCCUGGUUUUCAUCCCCCAGGAUUAAAGUGCCUCUAUGCCUUCCGCGGACGACCCAAUCAUCGAAUCAAAAUUGAGAUUCACGAUAUGGGCUUGCCUUCACCUUUAGAAUCUUGUCCUACUGACUAUAUACAGUUUUUCGAUGGCAACGACAUCUUUCAGUCUGCACAUCUAGGAGACAGGAUUUGCGGAGAACAGAAAGGUCUUGAGCUAUACUCAACGGAGGCCUCCUUGACUAUGCUCUUCGUGACUGGAUCCACAAUCGAGAAUGCAACCACCUCCAAGUACCGUGGAUUCCAUAUUGCCUAUGAGUUUGGGGACAAGUUUGUGCAAAUCGAUCCUGAAUACAAGGAGAAGCAUAUCAGAGGAACAGAAUGCGAUUUCGUUAUUAAAAGGAGAGUGGAUUCUACAGCCGAACAGUCGCCAGAAGGUGUUCUUGAGUCACCGAAUUUUCAUUCUGGUCUUACAAUCUCGCCCUCUCACUCAUGCACCUUCUUCUUUCUUGGACGUCACGAGCAACAGAAAAUGGAAUGCAACGAAGGCUUUAUGGCGGUUUACGGAGCUCGCAUUGAAAACGAUGAUGAAUUUAAGCUCCAUCCCCUUCAACCAUAUGGGGUGUCUGGCUCGAAACUUGACGACGUGUGGAAUAUGGAAUCCCUCUUUGCCUCCUCCGACACAAGCAUGCCAUUGAGGGCAUCACAAAUUUGGUGUGGAAACCAACUAGAGGCACUCAAGACAGGCAGCCAGGUGGAUCACUCACCAAUUGUCUCAUUACGGUCUGCUUUGGCCCUCCGAUUUAAUGCUAGCGGCAGUUCUUCUAUGAAUGUGCGAUUUCGGGCUUUCUACAAAUUUCCACCUGGUAAGCCUCAAGUUAUAAAAAUAUACCUGUCUUCAUUCACCUGA